ACAUAGGCAUAAACAUAGCUACCAAGAAAUUUACACCGAUCUGUAUAUUGGUGAGCGUUCAAAAGAGAUCUUGCGACUGAUAAAACAGCAUUUUUAGUAGCAUCAUGGGAUGUUGUAACAGUAAAACAGUUUCUGAUAAAUAUAAAAGCCGUGAAAUUAAACACAAUGAGAAAGGAAAAUCCGAGUUUGGAGAGAUUGACGACUUCGCUAGAAAGGCUCCCGAAGAACUAAAAACUUCUGCUGAGGCACUUGUGCAAUACAUGCUGUCGAAAACAAAAGACCACAGACAGCUUGUUCGAGGAUUUUUCGUCUGGAUCGCAGAAAAUAUUAGGUAUGACAUCGAAGGUUUACUUGGACAAAGACCACGUGCACCAACUGACGUUUCAUCCGUCAUGAAAAAUGGACUGAGCGUCUGCGAAGGUUACGCAAGUGUUAUGGAAACUGUGUGUAGAUCUGCAGGCAUAGAAGUAAAGAAACUAUCAGGGUUUUCAAAGGGACUUGGGUAUAGUACUGAUAAGAAGAUAACGACUUCAUCAGCGACAGACCAUGCCUGGAAUGCCGUUCGUCUUGAUGGGAAGUGGUUCUUAUUGGACAGCACAUGGGGAGCUGGUUAUUCGGACGGGCAGACAUUUAUUAAAGCGUUCGAUGAAUUCUACUUUUUGACCGACCCGGUCAUGUUUGUUAACGAUCAUUUUCCCUACAUGAAUCAUAAUAUGUCUGAAAGCAUGAAAUGGCAACUACUGAAGAACCCAAUCUCGCUUGAGCAUUUCAACAACAAUGUUCAGCUCAAAUCACAUGCCUUUGUUUUAAAUGUGACACCUGUAAGUCACAAACGUGGACAUAUUGUAAUGAAUGAUGAAAUACAGCUGAUAUUUAAAAGCCAAAAUAUUCUGCGGUUCAGCGCAAGACUGUCGCAUUUUGAUGGAAACUCUUUCCGCGAAAUGCUCAAUUCAACAUUUGCAAAUAGUAAGAGUGGAGUGAGUUUUAUUACGGUUCAUCCACGUAUUGUCGGAAAAUAUAGACUCGACAUUUUUGCACAACACCGUACCGACGAAGGGCGGUUACAUCAAGUUGCUGUUUAUAGCAUUCAAUGUGAUAGUGUCAAGGACUCGACGUUUGAAUUUCCAAAGGUUUUCAAAUCCGACUACACUGAUGAGUGUCAGAUUAUCCAACCCAAGAACGCUCGACUUCUGGCUAACAGUGAAGUCGUAUUUGAAAUAAAUGCUCCACAUUUAAAUUCAAUCAGUGUUAACGAUGAAAUGUUGCAAGGAAAGGGAGGAAAAUUCCGUGGUACAAUUAAAACACAUAAAGAGGGUGUAUCAUACACUGUGAACGCGGUAUUUCGCGAAGGUUCUACUACACAUUUUCGUGGAAUGUUUCAGUUUUACACAUGUUAGUGAUUGAACAUGUGGUAGGGUGCACUGUGUGAACAGUGUGUGCAAAUUAAAGACACCAUUUUACGUUUUGAUAUGUAUUUGUAUUUUAUGGCAGUGUAAUGCUGCAGUGUUUAUAUGUAUUUAUAUGUACACGAUGAUUUGUGAGAACAUUUGUUCAUCAUUUAAAUAAUUAUUAAUCCGUAGUGACAUAUGAUGUCGAUAUUGAGAUUGACAAUACACACCAUGCAUGCUAUUAAAAAAUUUGCAUUCUGCAUACAAUACGUAUAUGUACUGCGGUUCAA
Molecule: messenger RNA, 1678 nt
Organism: Dreissena polymorpha
Lineage: Eukaryota; Metazoa; Mollusca; Bivalvia; Myida; Dreissenidae
Product: kyphoscoliosis peptidase-like
Exons: 4
Coding region: 105-1397 (430 amino acids)
Source: RefSeq, a predicted model, not a curated record